AUGGAGAACUCGGUGGCCCCCUGCGUCCUCUACCCAGGGGGGGCUCCCGGGACUACGGGAGAGGGCAGCCUGCAGCAGCUGGACUCGGCCGGGGGGGAGGGCGCUGUGUCCCCGGCGCAGACACCCUGCAGUCUCAGCGCGUCCCUGUGUUUCAGCUCCGGGGACGACUCCCCGCCGCAGUCUCAUGACUCCGCUGCGGAGGGCGCAGCGGCCUCCCCGUGCUCGUGUCGCAGCGGCCAGCGGGUGGUGGAAAGGCAAUGGGAAGUCAGCAGCGCGGACGCAGAGCCCGUGUCCCCCGAGGAGCGCGCGUGCCCGGAAAAGCCUGCGUCCCCAGAAGAACCCGUGUCCCCUGAGGAGCGCAGGAGCCCUGAAGAGCCCGAGUCACUGGAAGAUCCUGGGGAGCUCUCGUCUGUGCCCCCCGGGGUAGGGUCCGCCCACGGGGAGCCCGAUCUGGUAAUCGAGGUAUCGGGCCGCCGGCUCCGGGCGCACAAGGCGGUGCUGGCGGCGCGCAGCGACUACUUCCGCGCGCGCGCGUCGCGGGACGUGCUGCGGGUGCAGGGCGUGAGCUUCACGGCGUUGCGGCUGCUGCUGGCCGACGCGUACAGCGGGCGCAUGGCGGGCGUGCGGCCCGACAACGUGGCCGAGGUGGUGGCCGGCGCGCGCCGCCUGCAGCUGCCUGGCGCCGCGCAGCGCGCCACCGACGCCGUGGGGCCGCAGCUGAGCCUGGCCAACUGCUAUGAGGUGCUGAGCGCGGCCAAGCGGCAGCGGCUGACCGAGCUGCGUGACGCCGCCUACCGCUUCAUGAGCGACCACUACCUGGAGGUGCUGCGAGAGCCAGCCGUGUUCGGGCGCCUGUCGGGCGCCGAGCGCGACCUGCUGCUGCGUCGCCGCCUGCGCGCCGGCCGCGCUCGCCUGCUGGCUGCGGCGCUCGGGCCGGCCGGGGAGCGCGCCGGCAGCCGCCCGCAGAGCCCCUCGGGGGACGCGGACGGGCGCGGCGACGCGGCCAUCUACUGCUACCACGCGGCGGCCGGAGAGUGGCGCGAGCUGACCCGGCUGCCCGAGGGCGCGCCGGCGCGGGGCUGCGGCCUGUGCGUGCUCUACAACUACCUCUUCGUGGCCGGCGGCGUGGCUCCCGCGGGCACAGACGGCCGCGCGCGCCCGUCCGACCAAGUUUUCUGCUACAACCCGGCCACGGACUGCUGGAGCUCCGUGCGGCCGCUGUGCCAGGCGCGCUCGCAGCUGCAGCUCCUGGCCCUGGACGGCCACCUGUACGCCGUGGGCGGCGAGUGCCUACUCAGCGUGGAGCGCUACGACCCGCGCGCCGACCGCUGGGCCGCCGUGGCCCCACUGCCCCGGGGCGCCUUCGCCGUGGCCCACGAGGCCACCACCUGUAACGGCGAGAUCUACGUGUCCGGGGGCUCGCUCUUCUAUCGCCUGCUCAAGUACGACCCCCGGCGCGAUGAGUGGCAGGAGUGCCCGUGCAGCAGCAGCCGCGAGCGCUCGGCCGACAUGGUGGCCCUCGACGGCUUCAUCUACCGCUUCGACCUGUGCGGGGGCCGAGGCGACGCCCAGGCAGCGGCCGGGCUGGGCGGCGGGGUCAGCGUCUUCCGCUACCACUGCCUGGCCAAGCAGUGGAGUCAGUGCGCCUCGCACCUGCGGCCCCCGGGCGCUGCUGCGGGCCUGCAGCCCUUCCGCUGCGCCGCUCUGGACGGCAACAUCUACUGCGUCAGCCGCGCGGGCACCUGGCGCUUCGUGCCCUCCCAGGACGGCGAGCCCAGCCAGGGCGGCAGCUUCGAGCAGGAGUUGCUCGGAGCCCCCUUGGACGCCCGAGGGAUGCUUUUCCCGUUUGUGCUCAAUUUGCCCGAGAAGCCGGACAGAGGGGAGCAGGGUGCCGUGUAG
Molecule: messenger RNA, 1899 nt
Organism: Cynocephalus volans (Philippine flying lemur)
Lineage: Eukaryota; Metazoa; Chordata; Mammalia; Dermoptera; Cynocephalidae
Gene: KBTBD11
Product: kelch repeat and BTB domain containing 11
Exons: 3
Coding region: 1-1899 (632 amino acids)
Molecular function (GO): protein binding
Source: RefSeq, a predicted model, not a curated record